Messenger RNA from Parasteatoda tepidariorum (common house spider), 1704 nucleotides. Its product is annotated as UPF0235 protein C15orf40 homolog. NCBI's taxonomy places the organism in Eukaryota, Metazoa, Arthropoda, Arachnida, Araneae, Theridiidae. Gene Ontology annotation, cellular component: cytoplasm. The record is from RefSeq and is a predicted model, not a curated record.
UUCAUUUUAUAAUCAAUCCAUCACAAUGUUAAACUGAUGUAAACAUUAGUGAUGUUGACACAGUUUUAUUUCCAAUCCUUCGAAUAGAUCUUUAAUUUUGUUGCUUCAUUGCUGGACCUAACAUUUGUUUUUUGAAGCAAUUAUAAAUAAAAUUCAGGGACAUUUCAUCUGUUGUUUAUAUUUUAAUUUCAUAGCUAGUUGGCUGUUUGUAAAUGAGUUUCUUAUCCAAAAGAGUCUUAAAAUCUAUUAAAUUUACAAACUCUGCACUUAUUUCUUCGCAUGCAAAAAUGCCCAAAACUAAAAAGAUAGCAUCUGAAGGAAAAAAGAAAAUUAUAUCUGAAAAGGAGGAUAAUUGUACUUCUAAAAAUGGUGCUGUAUUUUUGAAUAAUAAAAGUGAAAUCAUUUUGAAAGUACAUGCAAAACCAGGAGCUAAAGAAAGUGCCAUCACAGAUAUUAGCGAUGAAAGCAUCGGUGUUCAAAUAGCUGCACCCCCAGUUGAUGGUGAAGCUAACAAAGAGCUUAUACGCUAUCUGGCAGAAGUAUUGCAAUUAAGAAAGAGUGACGUCAAUCUUGAAAAGGGCUCCAGAUCGAAAGAAAAGACUGUUGUAGUUUCAGAUUCUUCUUUAGAAAAUGUACUAUCAAAAUUAACAGCUGCAAGUAGACAGUGACAUUUCUUCAUUAGAAGCUAGUAUUGAACUCUGUUCUGAGGACAAGAAAAUUAUUUUUUUUUCAUAUCACCUUAGGAAGUAAAACUUUUUUUAAGAAAAAUAUAUGUAUAAAAACAGAAUUGGACGUUCUUCUGGAGAAGAUUUAUUUCAUCCAAAAUGGUAAAAGAAACUAGAAAAACAAAAACCAACCUAGAAGAGACUCAAAAUAUUUCAUAGAAUUUGUUGAUAAUUCCCAAAUGUUUUUUAAAAUUAGGUUUAAAAAUUAUGUUACAAAAUGUUAUUAAAUGUGUCAGUCUUAUAUUUAUCUUAUAAUUAAAUUUUAAAUUUUCGAAAUUUAAUUUUUUAACGUAACAACAUGUAAUUUAUGUUAGUACUUAAAUUAACAUUUAUCCUUUUUUUAUUUUGAUUAAAUGUUUAGUUUUAAUGGAAAGUUUAUUUCUAUGCAUAGCUUUUCCAUUAAAACUGUGAUAUUUCUGAUAUGAUUCUAGCUCAAAAAUUUUAUUUCAAGAAAUUAGUAAUAUUUUAUGGAAAUUUUCUAAUUUAUUUAUUAAUAUACGAAAUAUUUUGUUUGUUGUGUCAUACAAAUAUAUUUUUAAUUUAAUGAGUUAGUUUUCAAACUGCGAGCGUAACAUGACAGUGCUUUCUAGAUCUUGAAAUAUAAACAGCCUUGGAUGUAUUAAAAUGCUAGCUAAAUAGUAAAAAAAUAAUUAAAAUACAAAUAUUAACACUUAUGAUUAAUACUACGAUUUACAUAUUUUUUGUUUGAAGCAUUGUGACGGUUUGUAUAAUACAGAUCUUCAAACUACCUCAUAUGGGUAGGUAGAUUUUAAAGGCAGGUCGCUGUUUCGGGGCACUUUUUGAGAAAACAGCAGAAAUUGUAUAAUACACUUUUAAUGGAUCAUUGCUUAAGGCACUGGACUGUCAUGUGGCAUUUGAUCCCUGGUGAUUACCUUUUUCAAACUCUGAAAUCAUUUUUCAGAAAUAGUGUACACUUUUAACAAUGCAAUUUAAUUUUUGAAUAAAUUUUUGAAAUGAA